Messenger RNA from Hevea brasiliensis (rubber tree), 846 nucleotides. RefSeq names its product oleosin 18.2 kDa-like. Bases 74 to 532 code for a protein of 152 amino acids. The transcript has a single exon. Gene Ontology annotation, cellular component: membrane; monolayer-surrounded lipid storage body. The record is from RefSeq and is a predicted model, not a curated record. Lineage: Eukaryota; Viridiplantae; Streptophyta; Magnoliopsida; Malpighiales; Euphorbiaceae. Gene Ontology annotation, biological process: response to freezing; lipid storage; seed oilbody biogenesis.
CCUGCCUCUACUUCUCGCCUCUCUUUCUCUAUAAUCAUCUCAUCCUUUGAUCUCCAACAACCAUAUAUCAUCAAUGACUGAUCGUUCACAGCCACACCAGGUUCAGGUGCACCCACAGCUCCGAUAUGAUCCUGGCUACAAGGGUCAACAGAAGGGUCCUUCAGCCUCUAAAGUGCUGGCGGUCGUCACCCUUCUCCCCGUCGGCGGCGGGCUUCUUGCCCUUGCGGGUUUAACCCUAGUUGGUACACUCAUCGGCCUAGCAAUUACAACCCCACUUUUUUUCAUCUUCAGCCCAGUUCUUGUUCCGGCUGCUUUUGUCCUUGGGCUUGCAGUGGUGGCGGUUCUAGCUUCUGGGGCAUUUGGGCUGACGGGGCUGACAUCGCUGUCGUGGGUGUUGCAGUACCUCCGUCAGGUCACGCAGGCCAUUCCGGAGCAGCUAGACCAGGCAAAGAAGCGCAUGCAGGAUAUGGCUGGCUAUGGAGGACAGAAGACUAAAGAAGUGGGACAAGAAAUCCAGAAGAAAGGCGCAUGAGGGGAAAUGAUGAACAAGAACACGUAUCCCCCUUAAGCUUCAAAUUAGACGAGCUGUAGUCGUAUGUGUUGGUAAUUAAGAGGUUAAUUAUGAGGCAGAUGAGUUUGGUUCAAGGGCCCUUUUGUUGGGCUUGUGUUUUUGUUCUUUGCUUGUGGAGUCCAAAAGUAGAAUUUCUACGUAUUAUCAUCUUGUAUGUUUCAUCUACUGUGCUUCGUCUGUCCUCUCUCCUGCUCUCAUGCAGAAGCUGAUGAAAGCUUUUCAUAUUAUGACAAUUCAAGAAUAAUAAUAAAUUAAAAAUGUUAAUUAUCUCUUAA